UUAGUUUUUCCCACACCAACACAUCUACUCCCAAAUGAAAAAUCUCCUCACUCUCUUCACCCUUCUCGGCCUUCUUCUCGCCGCCGGAAAAUGGGUUUCCGCUCAAAACUGCGGCUGCAGGUCCAACGAGUGCUGCAGCAUCUACGGCUACUGCGGCACCGGUGACGACUACUGCGGCGGCAACUGCAGGUCGGGGCGGUGCCAACGACACAACGGAGUGAAAUUUGCGGAUGUCGUGACUGAUGCUUUCUUCAAUGGGAUCAUGUCCAGUCAGGACCGCCGCAACUGCGCCGGAAAGGGUUUCUACACGCGCGCCAGAUUCAUCGACGCGGCGGCGUCGUGGCCCAGCUUCGGAAGCAUCGGCUCCACCGAUGAUUCUAAGCGAGAGAUCGCUGCCUUCUUCGCCCACGUUGCGCAUGAGAGUGGCCGUAUGUGCUUUAUUGAAGAGGAGGGCGGGAAAUCGAAAACCUAUUGUGACAACACGAAAGAAGACUGGCCGUGCGCGGCCAACAAGCGCUACUACGGCCGCGGGCCGCUGCAGCUGACGUGGAACUACAACUACGGCGCUGCGGGCCAAGUCGUGGGAUUCGACGGAUUGAAAAACCCUGAAAUCUUGGCCGUAAACCCGUCGAUGUCUAUCAAGGCUGCCGUGUGGUUUUGGAUGGAAAACUGCCAUGCCGCUUUCGUCUCAGGCAAUGGCUUUGGCGCCACGAUCCGUGCUAUCAACAGCGUAGAAUGCGACGGGCGGAGCCCCGCCCAAGUCAACUCUCGGGUCAAUUACUAUAAAGAUUAUUGUAGCCAGUUUCGAGUUGACCCGGGAGCUAAUAAUCUUCGGUGUUAAUUAAGCCAAAGAGAAUGAAUUUCUUGAUGUGUGUGGUUUUAAUUUAUCAAUGUAAUAAAAUGGUAGGCUAGUAGUUGACUGGGAAUAUAUAUGCUAAUUUGAGCUUGUGAGCUUUUGGCUAGUAGCGAGUCCAUCUAGGGCUUGUUGCUGGAUAUAUAGUGUGAAUUAAAUAAAACUUUAUAUAUGUUUGAUUA
Molecule: messenger RNA, 1035 nt
Organism: Salvia miltiorrhiza (redroot sage)
Lineage: Eukaryota; Viridiplantae; Streptophyta; Magnoliopsida; Lamiales; Lamiaceae
Product: chitinase 5-like
Exons: 2
Coding region: 35-841 (268 amino acids)
Biological process (GO): chitin catabolic process; carbohydrate metabolic process; cell wall macromolecule catabolic process
Molecular function (GO): chitin binding; chitinase activity
Source: RefSeq, a predicted model, not a curated record